Alnus glutinosa is the source of this 459-nucleotide messenger RNA. RefSeq lists its product as uncharacterized. NCBI's taxonomy places the organism in Eukaryota, Viridiplantae, Streptophyta, Magnoliopsida, Fagales, Betulaceae. The record is from RefSeq and is a predicted model, not a curated record. The coding region runs from base 36 to 449 and encodes 137 amino acids. Gene Ontology annotation, molecular function: calcium ion binding. The transcript has a single exon.
AACACUAGUCUCCAUCUCCAAGCUUUAAGAGAAAAAUGAGUGUAGAAGUAUUGGAUGCUGCCACCAUCUUCAACUUCGUGGAGGAUGAAGAAGCAUUCAAUGUCUCAAUACGUGACCGUUUUGCUCGCCUUGACACAGACCAAAAUGGUCUUCUCUCCUAUGUAGAGAUGUUGAAGGAGUUGCAGAGUCUGAGGAUCUUUGAGACCCACUUUGGGAUAGACGUGAAGCCUGAUCCAGAUGAGCUUGCUCGUGUCUAUGAUUCCUUGUUCAUGCAGUUCGAUCAUGACUCCAAUGGAGCAAUUGACCUUGAGGAGUUCAAGGAGGAAACCAAGAAAAUGAUGCUUGCUAUGGCUAAUAACAUUGGAUUCUUGCCGAUUCAAAUGGCCCUGGAAGAGGAUAGCUUCCUGAAGAAAGCUGUUGAACGUGAGUCCACAAAGGUGGCCGUUUAAGUUCACCGAU